Messenger RNA from Trichoderma atroviride IMI 206040, 1671 nucleotides. The record is from RefSeq and is a predicted model, not a curated record. Lineage: Eukaryota; Fungi; Ascomycota; Sordariomycetes; Hypocreales; Hypocreaceae.
AUCAAAUGCGAUCGAAAGCGUCCUUGCACCAGAUGCGCCAAGGCGGGGACUGAGUGCGUCCUCCAGGGCAUUGGAGAAAAGCAACGACCUGUUUCAAAAAGCUACAUUCAAGCCCUGGAAGGCCAAAUCACCGCACUUGAGCAGGUCAUCCGUAAGCUCGCCCUCGCGAACGGCGACGAGCGAGAUCAGAUCAUCUCAGAUCUAUCCUUGACCACGGGAGCUCCCAACGGCUCCCCAUCAGAUGGCGGACAGGCCGAUCCCGAGUCAGAUGCCGGCCUUGCGGCUGCGCGGAAGCUCAUGUCGACCUUUUUCUUGGAGAUUUAUCCAUACAACAUGGUCGUGUACCGCGAGUACUUUUUACGGGACUACGAUGUCGGAUCUGGCAAAUACUAUUCAGACGUGCUGUUGUAUUCCAUAUGCGCCCUGAGCGCGCUUCAGUACGACGACAUGCUCAGCCUUUCCGACGUCUUUUCGAACCAGGCCCAGACUCUCCUCUACUCUACCCUUGAUAGUCCUGACUUGACGACUCUGCAGGCCCUUGUUCUACUUGGCUACCGUGAGAUUGCUGUUGGCCGAGCAUCCAAGGGCUGGCUGUUCUGCGGCAUGGCUUUCCGCCUCGCGCAUGAAAUGGGCCUCCAUCUCGAUCCGACCAACUGGGAGGAAUCUGGCGAGUCAAGUGGCGAAAGAGAGAUUCUGCGGCGAGUCUACUGGGCUGCUUUCAUGGCCGAUAAGCAACUCAGUCUCUACUUUGGCAGGCCUCCGGCUCUGUACCCCGGCGAAUCGGACGUGCGGAAUACCAUCCGGCUGCGAUAUCCCCCUGGUUGGCAGGGUCUCCUUGAGACGUACAUUUGCAAGGGAGCGUCAGCAAAUGAGUGGGAUAACGGCGUUGCGCUCGUGGGCUCAUUCAUUUACAGGGCGGAAUUGUCCAAGAUUAUUCACGUCAUCAUCACUGACCUGUUUGAGAAUCGGAGAGGAGGUGCAGACCCAACCAUAAUUGCGACCAAGACGCGGAGAAUACAUGUGCAGUUGACCAAAUGGCUCUCAAACCUCCCCAGCUUUCUGCACUGGAAUCAAUGGACGGUUGGCCAGGUGCCUCAAGUCGUUUUGCAUCUUCACAUGAUGUUUCACACCAUCAUGAUAAUUCUCCAUCGGCCUCCAUCGCAUAUGUUUGAGAAGCCAGGUAUUGCCGACAGCGAGGACGUGGAAAUAUGCUACGAAUCUCUGCAGGCAAUCCUGCGUCUCAUGCGAACCUUUUCUCGCUACUACCGCUACAGGUCAUUGCCCUUGGAUUUCGUGCACACGCUGUCCACCGCCGCAAGCACAGUCAUGAUGAAGCGCUUCCUGCAGAAGGCAUCGUGGAGCGACCCGGACAUUGAGCGUGCGCUGUCGCUCAUCACGCUGGCCAUGGACGAGAUCCAAAACACCUGGCCUUGCGUGCGAGAGGUUAGGGACGUGCUCUUGCAGGCGCAGCAGACGCAGGCGUCGAUGCCACCGGAGGAUCCUCUGGAUGCGCCGGAUUUGAUGAAUGGGCUUGAAGUGAACAAUGAGUUGUUUGCAAAUCUGGGAGACGGCGACAUUGGCACACUUAUGACAGACGAAUUCUUGAGCGCGCAACUCCCGGGAAUGGGUCUGGAGCCAUUUGAUUUCAGUCAGAUGCCGGGGCCUUCUUGA